Phragmites australis (common reed) is the source of this 2639-nucleotide messenger RNA. RefSeq names its product protein EMBRYO SAC DEVELOPMENT ARREST 30-like. Gene Ontology annotation, cellular component: cytoplasm; Golgi apparatus. NCBI's taxonomy places the organism in Eukaryota, Viridiplantae, Streptophyta, Magnoliopsida, Poales, Poaceae. The record is from RefSeq and is a predicted model, not a curated record. The coding region runs from base 268 to 2232 and encodes 654 amino acids. The transcript is spliced from 11 exons.
CAAGUAGGCGGACCAGACCGACCAUGCCGCCGUCGCUCCUUCCCCGACGCUCGUAGCCUCUCCGCUCCACUCCACCCCACCCACCGCCCUCCGCGCCGAUCACGCCCGCCUCCAUCCAGAUCAGGCGCCGCGCCUCCGCCUCACUCCCUCCCCUCGCCGCUCCCUCAGGGCCGCCGUGGGGGCGGGGAUCCGCUCCACCCACCCGGGCGUGCGUGGAUUCGCUCCUCCUCUUCUCGCAGGAUUUGGAUCUUAGAGUAAUGAAAUAAAAUGCUCCUCAAAAGCAAAUUUAAGUUGGCCACAGCCAUCGGCAUUGUGCUGUCGAUGCUAUCGCUGCUUGUGCACCUUUUUCUUGCAAAUUAUUCUGCUGGGGGUAUCACAAAAUACAGCAUGCAUAUGGAUGAUGUCCUUCCAUUUGGACCGAGGCCUCGACCACGAAGAUUGUGGGGUCCAUUGAGUACACUUGAUCACCUACAUCCUUUUUCAAAACCUAGAAAACCCUAUGCUGCUCCUAGUAAGCAUAACGGUUUUAUUUAUGCAAAGAUAUACGGUGGCUUUGAGAAGAUACAGUCUUCAAUCUGUGAUCUUGUUGCCGUUGCUAGGCUCUUAAAUGCCACUCUGGUUAUUCCAGAGAUACAAGCAACAACUCGUGCAAAAGGCAUCAGUCCAAAGUUCAAAAGCUUUUCUUAUCUAUAUGAUGAAGAGCAUUUCAUAGCUGCACUUUCCAAUGAUGUGGCUAUUGUGCAUGGCUUGCCAAAGGAUCUUAGGGAGGCUAGAAAAAAGAUCAAAUUUCCCACAGUAUCUCCUAGGAAUUCUGCCACUCCAGAAUACUACAUCACAAGAGUCUUGCCCAGACUUGUAGAAUCAAAAGUUAUUGGGAUAAUUGUUAAUGGAGGUAAAUGUCUCCAGUCAGUUCUCCCUGCAAGCUUGGAGGAAUUUCAGAGGCUUAGGUGUAGGGUAGCUUUCCAUGCUCUGAAGUUCCGACCCCAAAUUCGGGCUCUUGGGAGCCAAAUUGUAGGACGGUUGCGAGCAUCUGGCCGUCCUUAUCUGGCUCAUCAUCCAGGAUUGCUAAGAGAUACUCUAGCUUUUCAUGGUUGCGCUGAACUAUUCCAGGAUAUUCAUACAGAACUUAUUCAGUAUAGAAGGAACCAGAUGAUCAAACGAGGAACUGCAAAGGAACAGCUAACAGUUGAUUCAGUGUCCAGAAAGAUGGGUGGUUCGUGUCCACUCAUGCCAGAAGAGGUUGGACUUCUACUUCAAGCAUUAGGUUAUCCGCCAACCACGAUCAUAUUCUUGGCUGGUUCUGAGACUUUUGGUGGGCAGAGAAUGCUUAUUCCUCUACGAGCUAUGUAUGCUAACCUAGUUGAUCGCACUUCAUUAUGUAGUCAGAGGGAGCUAUCUGAUUUAGUUGGGCCAGAAGGUCCCCUUGCCUCGGAUAUGCCUCAUCCUCCACCUCCCAAAAGCGAGAAAGAACUCAUUGAAGAAUGGAAGAGAGCUGGGCCUCGUCCAAGGCCGCUGCCCCCACCUCCUGCAAGACCAUUCUAUGCCCAUGAGAAGGAAGGCUGGUAUGGUUGGAUCGGUGAGAAUGACACAGAACCAGAUGCUUCACCCAUUGAAUUUAGGAGGCAAGCGCACCGGUUGAUCUGGGAUGCACUUGAUUAUCUUGUUUCUGUUGAAGCUGAUGCAUUCUUCCCUGGAUUUCACAAUGAUGGGAGUGGUUGGCCGGACUAUUCAAGUUUGAUCAUGGGGCACCGGUUGUACCAAACUCCAUCCAGUAUAACCUAUAGGCCUGACAGAAAGAUUGUUGCUGCUCUGUUCGAAAACGUUAGUGAUCGUCGGUACCACCCACCGCGGAAUUGGACAAUUGCUGCACGUGAGCACCUCAAUAAGAGUGCAGGUGUGGAAGGCGUCGUAUCAGCAGCUAUGUUGUUAAAACCUGUAUCAUUUCUCGCCCACCCGCUGCCAGAGUGCUCUUGCAGAACGACAAAGUCACUGGCUGUUCAACCAGUCAAAGAUAACCAUGGCAGACUCAUAUUUGGAGGUGAGGAAGAGUGCCCUGAUUGGAUGGCGCGCAGCCUGGCUAUGACGUCUGCCAAGAAUAAUGAACCUCAAAACGAGGACUACGAGGGUGAGUUGCCUGAAGAUGACUCCAGCCCGGACACACAGCAGGAAUCUGACAGAAGUGACACAAAUAAAUCUUCGGAGCAAGACGAAGAAAUGGAUCCAGAUGAUUAGAAAAAUGUGGAGCAUGGAUGUGUGGCACACCUUUUAACCGCUAUGAGCUCCUGGUUACUCGAGCAAUUGAAGCAUACACUGAAAUGAUCUACUGGACCAGCAGGCAUCAUCUUGCAGCAACACAGGCAUCCUACAUGUUGCAGGGACGACAAGAUCGUCGAUGCCAGGAGCUUGCCUGGAUUAUCCUCGGUAGACCUCGAUACGGAAACUAACACUUGGUUCUUUUCCCCCUUCAUGUCUCGCUCAUUUUUGUGGGUGCAGCCCAAAGAAAUUGUUUAUGUACAAAUGUCUAUUAAAAAGGGAAACACACUAUUUUUUCGGUGAUUUGAUCUCUAGCAUCUUCGAGUGAAUCAUGCUAGCUUCUGGCUUAUUCAUGUGCAUCGUAAAAUACAGGACAGUUUUGUUUC